ACGAAGUCACUUCGUAUCUAUCUCGUCUUUUGUAAAGUUGUUUUUUAUGUUUUGUCGUCUCCAAAAAUGAAUUUUGGAAUUCUUUUUAUAUUUGUUUGCAUAAUCAUUCAAUAUUGUGUUUGUUUGGAUCGAUCUAUAGCAAGUAAUACAAGGAAUGCUCUGAAUAUUUCCGGCAGCAGUGUUGACGACAUGAAUUUAAUUGCUCUUCUGAAUCAAGGUCGAAAAUUUAAAAGCAAAACAAGUGAAAUUUUCAUGCGGAUGUAUGGAGAAAAACCAGUUGAAAUUACGGACAUUUCAACACCUAUGGUUUGGAAUAACCGAUUGCUCAUCGAUCAUUCGUUAGCUGAGAGAUUCCUGAGCGUGUUUGGGGAUUUAAUUAAGAGCCUGGCAAUUAAAUAUGUGUCCAUUCCGGUGUUCAGGCAUAAAGAAAUCGGUAAUUUUGUCAAUUUUUAUUGUUCCGAAACGUUGCUGGAAUUCGAAGUGAACGACUGUAGCGAAGGAGCCUUUGACGGCAUGCAAACACCAUUCAAAAAGGUUGAGAGUGUAAUUUUCAAUGGAGUAUGGGAGAAAUUAAGUAACAAAUCACUCGGUUCUAAUCAACUAUUCCCUGAGAUGCGCUAUUUGACAUUGGUUUAUUCAAAUGGAUACAUCUUAGACGAAAACUACCCGAAGUUAAUCGAAUUAAACCUCAAUGCACCUAAUUCCAACUUAUUGAGGCUCCUCCAAUCCAAUCCACAGAUUCAGAAAAUGACAGUAAGAGAUUGUUCAACCAAUUUUCUUAAAAUGUUGAAUGACAAACUACCAAAAUUGGAAUUCAUUUCAUUUGAUGUACCAUACGAUUUGGAUCAAUACAACGGCACGCUGAUUAAGUUCGAUAGCGUUAAGUAUGCCUCUAUUUAUGAUUUAAGUGGAAGUUUUAAAAGCGAUAAAUUCCAUUUUAAGAAUUUGGAAAAUUUUGAACUUUUGGUCGAAGAAGAUGUUAACAGCGAAUGGGCUUUGUUUAUGGCAAGUCUCAGCGGCCAAAAGUCUCUUAUAAUAUCAAUAUCGAAUUUUACCGAAAAUGUUCUACCAAAUUUGCCUCUACAUCUUAACAGUUCGAUUGAAGUGAGAUUGGGCUGUAAUCUCAUUGAAAUCGAACCUUUGGCCAAUUUUCUGAAUAGUAACAAGGAAUUGAAAACACUCGUUCUGAAAUGUUCCAAAAAUUCACAAUCAUUCUUCAAGGAUUUGGAUUAUCGGCUAGAUGAUGAAUGGAAAAUGGUUCCAGUUAACAACAGCAAACGAAGUUCCAUUUUAACCACAAUGGACAUAGCUCAAGAUCAAAAGGAGGUAACUACCGACCAAGGACAAGAGGUGCAGACAGUUACUGAGCCACUUUUCAAUAGUACCGAAAAUGCAAUUAACAAUACAACUGAGCCAUCGAAGGGGACAAACAUUGCGACAUCAUUUCCAAUUGAAAUGUCAAUUUUCACAUUAGUAGCUGCCAUAAUGAACACAAUUUUCUAAAUUAGGUAUUUUUUAAAAAAUUAAUUUAGUUCUUUAUUUACAAGAUGGAUUUUGAUUCAAACAUAACUGUGCGUAACGAAACUGUGUUCACACCAUUGGUUUUAACAUGUUUAAAUUAAUGACUAUUCAAUAAAAAGUGUAUUCUGUAAAUCUGAUCCUGACUACUGAUAAACUCAAACAUAAAUUUGAUGUAAAUAAAAACAAAAAAUGUCCAAAAUUGAGGCUGUGGGAAUGAAAAUGGCAAUACAGGAUUAAACAUUCUGAAGCGCAUCAAGAAAAAAAAAUUCGCAAAAGUGAAUCAUGAGUUCUGAAUACGCAAAAGUGAACCAUGAACCUCCUAUGCUGCCCAUGUAAAUUCAUGUUUCACUUUUGCAUAAUCAGAACUCAUGAUUUAUUUUUGCGAUUUUUUUUUCUUGAUGCGUUUCAGAAUGUUUGUUCCUGUAUUGCCAUUUUCAUUCUCACAGCCUCAAUUGUGGAACAAAACAUUUUCAUUCACUCAACAACAGUUGACUAUCGCUCUGGAUUAACCCAACGACUUUUGUUAUGCGGAUUUUGUUUUUAUCAAGAUCGACCGGUUCUUCGAGCUUAUCAUGUAAAAUUAUUAAUGGGAAUCCCUAACUGAUUAAUCUUCUCAGUGGCAACAUUUCAUUGAAGGCGUUCAAGUCAAGUAACGGUUUAAAAUCAUCUUUGCUGAGGAGUAUCUUUAUUGAAUCAAAACACUAGUAAAUUCAGUUGACAAGAUGUCAUUUCAACCGAAUGUCGUUUUUGCUUUAGUCGUGCUAGCAGCAUUUUGUGUUUCAUACAGUGUUGUGGUUGCAAAGCCAAACGCAAAUUCGGUUCAAGACUUGGAGAUGUUUGAAGCCGGGCUGAACAGAACGAAGCGUCAAUUGGGCGAUGCAGGCAUCGGUGUUGGAGUUGAUUGGGUAACCAAAUCAAUCACGAAUGCAUUUGAGUGCAGCGAGAAAGCUGGUUGUCAGAAGGGCCAUUGUUGGGCAUGGUGCGGUGUCAGCCUGACUGGUGGCGAAUGGUGCUACACAACUCGAUCAUAUUCACAAAGUUUCCAAUAUGUCACAUGUAACCAAGAUUCUGACUGUGAUAAAUGCUGGAAAUGCGCUGGAUCGUGCACACUUUAAAUGCGGACGCCGAAAACAUAAAGUUACGAAAAAGUUUCAUAAGUUUUCAUUCGAAAAUUUAAUGUUGUCCGAAUUUCUAUGUAUCAAUAAAUUAGACUGUGUCUGUGUGAAUGCUUUUAAUUUUGUUGAAUAAAGGAAAAAUUGAUUGAAAAUUAAA
Molecule: messenger RNA, 2793 nt
Organism: Sitodiplosis mosellana (orange wheat blossom midge)
Lineage: Eukaryota; Metazoa; Arthropoda; Insecta; Diptera; Cecidomyiidae
Exons: 2
Coding region: 67-1503 (478 amino acids)
Source: RefSeq, a predicted model, not a curated record